Moneuplotes crassus is the source of this 383-nucleotide messenger RNA. The record is from the annotation of a GenBank genome assembly. Lineage: Eukaryota; Ciliophora; Spirotrichea; Euplotida; Euplotidae.
AUGGAGAGUCAUGAUCCUCAUGUGCCUCAAAAUUUCUUCGAUGAUACAUAUUUAUUGCCUAGUUUCUAUACGCCUGAGAAUAAGGAGUUAUUUGCAGAUAUCCAUAAUAGCAUCAGGAGGAACUUGCUUAGCUCCACUUUUAUAUAUUUCAAGCAUACUGAGUUCAAAAGGCUAAAGGAAGAUGAUGACUUCUUUGAAUUCAGAAAAUUUUAAGAAUCAAAAGAAGCAUUCUUCAAUUGCUAUAAUGGUAAAUCUUUGCAAUCUGGAAGAAACUAUAGACUGCUUGAUUCCCAGACUUGGAUUUUUAAUAGAAAUGGAACAAAUGAUUCUAAAUACUUAAUCAAGUGUUAUUAUACUUACAAGGAUCAAUUCAGGUCAAAGUU